Messenger RNA from Aspergillus welwitschiae, 1356 nucleotides. It is a transcript of the gene ramB, whose product is annotated as bifunctional protein farnesyltransferase/protein geranylgeranyltransferase. The transcript is spliced from 3 exons. Lineage: Eukaryota; Fungi; Ascomycota; Eurotiomycetes; Eurotiales; Aspergillaceae. Gene Ontology annotation, molecular function: protein farnesyltransferase activity; CAAX-protein geranylgeranyltransferase activity. Gene Ontology annotation, biological process: protein farnesylation; protein geranylgeranylation. The record is from RefSeq and is a predicted model, not a curated record. The coding region runs from base 203 to 1231 and encodes 342 amino acids. Gene Ontology annotation, cellular component: protein farnesyltransferase complex; cytoplasm; CAAX-protein geranylgeranyltransferase complex.
CCCGUCGGUAUAUCGGACAAGGAUACAAUUUGGAUUGUCCCAGAGACAUCAGGGUGCAAGCUGGUUGAAACUUCAGCUCACCUAUAUAUUAAAUCGAGGGUCUCCUUGAAUGUGUAUAGCGUGAACCAUCGUACCCCUGACCAGCUGUUAAAAGUGUUUACUAGCCGCUAUAUCUAGAAAAUACUUACUUUCAAGUUGAAACAUGGAAGGAAAAUACGCGUCUGAUCCCGAAUGGGCAUCCAUACAGCCAAUUCCUCUGAAUGAUGGCUCCGAUUCAGGAGCCCAGCCAUUGGCUACCAUUGCCUAUCCUUCGCAUUAUCUCGAGGCCACAUCGUAUCUGCGAGCGGUCAUGGCGGCCAACGAAAUGUCAGAAAGGGCACUGAAGUUGACUGAAGACAUUAUUUCGAUGAAUCCGGCACACUAUACCGUAUGGAUUUAUCGCGCUAAGAUCCUGUUUGCUUUGGGCAAAGACCUCAAAGACGAGCUGGAAUGGCUCAACGGCGUCUCACUCAAGUAUCUGAAAAAUUAUCAGAUAUGGCACCAUCGUCAAGUUCUCAUGUCACGCACAGACUACUUCCCGAGCCCACCAGCUAAGGAGCCAGACUUCCUUAUGGAAAUGUUUGCCCAAGACUCCAAGAACUACCAUGUUUGGACCUACCGUCACUGGUACGUCCGCCACUUCAAGCUCUGGGAUGCCCCGCGGGAAAUCCAGGACGUGGAGGCCCUCAUUGCAUCGGAUGUCCGCAACAACUCCGCCUGGAACCACCGCUUCAUGCUCCGGUUUGGCCCGCGCGAUAACGAGCCAGAUGCUGGGAUGCCCAAUAGCGGCGGAGACCCUUCGGAGAAGGGCCGACUAGCCGUUGUCGAUGAAGACGUCGUCGACGCUGAGCUGCAGUACGCUAAAUCCAAGAUUGUCCGGGCGCCCGAGAACCGCAGCCCGUGGUCAUAUGCACGGGGAGUAUUGCGUGCCGCGGGUCGGCCUCUUUCGGAAUGGAAGGAAUUUGCUGGCAAGUUCGUCGUCGAUAAGGAAGAUGGUAGUGUUGAGGUCAAGAGUAGCCAUGCUGUAGAAUGGCUGGCUGAUGUAUUCAUUGCGGAAAGCGAGCCGGCAUCGGAACAGGAAGCCGUCCGUAUGCUUACCUUACUGAAGGAGAAGUAUGAUCCCAUUCGAUCUAACUAUUGGGAUUAUCGCAUUCGGACGAUUACCAGUGCAGCCGUUCCUGCAACAGCAUGAAAACCUUGUAUAUUGCUAGCGAGAAGUCUGGGAUGGAGAAUUAGCCGCUAGAGCGAUCUAAGGCAGUGAUUCCAGAUUAUCAGAAAAAAAGGUUCUGUUAAUAUUAUUAUAUCAUAUAUCAAACA